This is a messenger RNA of Momordica charantia (bitter melon), 2375 nucleotides long. RefSeq lists its product as uncharacterized. The record is from RefSeq and is a predicted model, not a curated record. Lineage: Eukaryota; Viridiplantae; Streptophyta; Magnoliopsida; Cucurbitales; Cucurbitaceae.
AGUAUUAGCGCAUCCUAUACGUCCAAGUAUUUAAUAAAAUAAUAAUUCAGUGCACGUAAGCUUUAUGUUAAAAGGAACUUAUGAAUUUUUAAUACAUUAUUAGAAGGUUGAAAUAUUAAUUACCAAAUACCCAAUAAAUAUAUAUGAUCCGUAGGUGCAAACCAUAUGCCAUAAAUGUAUAAUCCACCGGAAAUGCAAACUUCCCAACGUUUUGAAGCCAUAUUCUUCAUCGUCCACAAUUUCUCUUAUAAAACUUGGUUAAUUGUUUUCUCCUUGAGCUUCAAAAAUGGAGUUGAAGGUAGAGAACCCCAUGUGUAAAAAAGUUCGUAAUGUUGGUGAAAAUUUUGCCGGAGAAACUUACGGCGACACAGUAUGUGCUGACGUGGCCGGCACCGGAGAAGAUGCAGAGAGUGCGAGCACGGCCGGGAAUUAUGGACCGUGCGGGCGGUCGGGGUCGUUCCAGACGGUGGAGAUGGACGGCGUUCAGUUCCACGGCACGGCGGAGGAAAGGCUAGCUUGGCUGCGGUCUCAGAUUAUCGGUGGGGAUGCAAAGUUUGAUUCUCCCUUUGGAGAAAGACGACUGUGUUAUGCUGAUCAUACGGCUUCUGGUCGUUCUCUUCGUUACAUUGAAGAUUUCAUCCUCACAAAAGUUCUUCCUUUUUAUGGCAACACGCACACCUGUGACAGCUACGUUGGCCACCACACAACAAAGCUGGUGAACGAAGCCACCAUGUUCAUCAAGAAGAGCUUGGGAGGUGGAGAAGAAGAAGCACUUCUCUUCUGCGGGGCAGGCACCACUGCCGCCAUUAAAAGACUUCAAGAAGUGAUGGCCAUUGCAGUGCCUUCCACUCUGAGAGAGAGAGUAAUAGAAACCCUGAAGGAAGAUGAGAGAUGGGUUGUUUUUGUUGGGCCUUAUGAGCACCACUCCAACCUCCUCUCAUGGCGGCAGAGUUUGGCAGAAGUUGUAGAGAUUGGCAUGGAUAAGAAUGGGCUUUUAGACAUUCAGAUGCUGAAAUCCCAACUUGAGGCUUAUAAGAAAGCUGGAAAUAGGCCAAUUCUGGGCUCUUUCUCAGCUUGUAGUAAUGUAACAGGAAUUUAUUCAGAUACAAGAGCUAUUGCCACGCUUCUCCAUCAAUAUGGUGGCCAUAUUUGCUUUGAUUUUGCUGCGAGUGGUCCUUAUGUGCAAAUUGAUAUGAGAUCAGGGGAAAUUGACGGCUAUGAUGCUAUUUUCCUAAGUCCACAUAAGUUUCUAGGUGGGCCCGGAUCACCUGGAGUUCUUCUGAUGAACAAAAGUCUCUAUAAGCUGAAAUCUUCUCCUCCAUCGACUUGUGGGGGUGGCACUGUGAGCUAUGUUAAUGGCUUCAGCGAAAAGGAUACACUAUAUUAUGAAGACAUAGAAGAGAGGGAAAAUGGUGGAACACCACAGAUUAUAGGAAUAAUAAGAGCAGCUUUGGCUUUUUGGGUAAAAGAAUACAUCAGUUACCAAGUGAUAGAGAAGGAAGAGCACCACUAUGUAGAAAGGGCAUUGAAGAGACUUCUCCCAAACAAAAACAUCUGUAUUUUAGGGAAUACGUCUUCAAAGCGACAAGCCAUAUUGUCUUUUGUCAUCUACUCUUCGACGAAUUCAUCGCCCAACUGUGUCACAGAUAGAAUAUGUAAAGCUAACAGCAGAGAGAAGGUUGAAAAGCUUUACAUGUGGGGAGAGACAGGCAGUAUGAGAGCAAAACCUCUUCAUGGUCCAUUUGUUGCAGCGCUUCUGAGCGAUCUGUUCGGAAUCCAGGCUCGUGGAGGAUGCAGCUGUGCUGGUCCCUAUGGUCACAGACUGCUCAACAUUGAUGAAACAUGCUCGCAUGCCUACAGAUCUGCCAUAGCUAAGGGUUAUGCUGGAAUAAGACCUGGGUGGACAAGAGUAAGCUUUCCUUACUACCUGCCAAAUGAGGAGUUUGAGUUCAUUUUAAAAGCUCUAGAGUUUAUAGCAGAUUAUGGACAAAGAUUCCUUCCUCUGUAUGCCUUCAAUUUGAGAACUGGUAGCUGGACAAUGAAGAAAAAGGUGCUCGACGAUCUACUCGGGAAGGACAAUUACAGUAAUGGUCACAUCUUAGCAUUAGAAAAACAGUGUGUCAAUACAGAAGCUACGUUAGCAGACAUAGUAAGCAAGCAUAAAUCAUAUUUAGAAGCUGCCAAAAAAAUUUCCAAUCUCCUCCCCAAGUUCCCUCUUGAGAGAGAGCUUCACGAGGACAUUGAACUGUCUCUUUUAUACUUCAGAAUCUAGAAAAAUACCACAUUUUAGGUGCAUUGUAAUUCUUUGUUAGCAUGAUAUCCAACAAAUAAACAAUGCACUAGCGAAUUCUUUCUUCUAUAUUCAUUUGCUCACU